Messenger RNA from Medioppia subpectinata, 2118 nucleotides. Lineage: Eukaryota; Metazoa; Arthropoda; Arachnida; Sarcoptiformes; Oppiidae. The record is from the annotation of a GenBank genome assembly.
AUGUAUUACGUGAGCGCACGUCUCGCACCGGGUUUGGGCUCAAAGUGGCAUAAUCUAAUGGACGGGCACUACUCGAUGACCUGUUCGUGUGACAGAAGGGCUCAUUUUGACAAUCAUUUCAAUGAUAAUAACCGAAGAGAUGAUAAGUCAUCGCCAGAUAAGGCGGCGGACAGUAAACGGUUUGACCGGCCGUCGGGUGCGAGGGAUAGGCGACGGCCCGGACAGAGACCGAUGGGUGACAGACAGAGAGACGGCAAGUCUCGGGACAAUCGCUUUAGUUAUGCGAAACUCAAUUCACGACUCUUUGAUGACAGACAAGAGGUGCCAGAGUUUAAAAUGAUUGAGGCCACGAGUCGAGUGGAACCGGUCUUCUCGUCCCACAAAUACAAUGAACUGGCAUUACAUCCAUAUCUGGUUAAGUGUCUGAGCGAUCGGCUGUCCAUCGAAGAGACCACUUCUGUCCAACAGGACUCAAUACCGGCGCUCAUGUCUGGCUCUGACGCUCUCAUCAAAUCGAUGACCGGUUCGGGAAAGACGUUGGCAUUUGCCGUACCAGUUGUGCAGGACUUACAGGCCAUUGAACCUCAUAUCCAGCGCUCAGACGGUAUCUACGCUCUGGUAAUAGUGCCGACACGAGAGCUCGCCCUCCAGUGUUACGAGAAUUUUUCGGUGUUGUGUCAGUCCUUCAAACGUCUGGUCACUGGCUAUCUGUGCGGAGGAGAGAAGAAAAAGUCGGAAAAGGCUCGCAUCAGGAAAGGGAUCAAUAUUCUGGUGACAACACCGGGACGUCUAUUAGACCACAUGCAGAGCACCGGUAAUCUACACCUGAAUCGUGUCAAAUGGUUUAUUAUCGACGAAGCGGACCGACUCUUAGAGGCCGGCUUUGAGGAGUCCGUCAAGAAAGUGAUGGACCAUCUCUACCACGUGUGUCCCACUCGACCCCAAACAGUGUUACUAUCGGCCACUCUGUCACCCGGUGUGGAACGACUGGCGGGCAUGAGUUUGACUAAUCCUCGCAUAAUCGAUAUAAGCAGUGAUCAGGACUUGAGUUCAUAUGUAUUGCCCGAACAUCUGAAGCAACACUUUAUAAUAGUGGCGCCGAAACUGCGGUUAAUAACACUUUCGGCGCUUUUGAUGGACAAGUGUUCAGUGAAUGAGUCGAAAGCACUGGUCUUUAUGUCGAGUCAAGACGUCGUUGACUUUCAUUUCAUGAUUUUUAAUAAUGUUUUCAACAGAUUAUUAGAUAAAAGCGAACAAAAAACAAUCAAUUUUUAUCAAUUGCACGGAAAUAUGGAUCAAUCGAAGAGACGACAAGUGUUUAAAGACUUCCGUGAGGCCCGAAACGGGGUAUUGUUUUGCACGGAUGUGGCCGCUCGUGGUCUGGACUUACCGCAAGUCGAUUGGAUCGUUCAGUUCACGUGUGCGCCCACUCCCGAAGACUUUGUCCAUCGCGUGGGCCGAACGGCGCGCAUUGGAAACACUGGAAAUGCGGUUCAGUUUGUAUUGACCACCGAAACAAAGUUCUUGGAAUUGAUGCAAAAGGACUUGAAUAUCAAUAUUUCGGAGAUUAAUCUAAAGGAAUGUCUGAAGACAUUAAUGCUUAUGAGGUUUAACCGAAAAGUGUUUACUGAAGAGGAAUACGCGACAGAAUUGCAGACGUGUUUCGAGACGGCGCUCACCCGCGACGAAGACCUGAUGGCUUUGGCCAAAAGGGCGUACCUGUCGUAUAUCAGAUCGUACGCCACUUACCCCAAAGCGGUGACCGAAGCCCUGCCCUUCAAAUCACUACAUUUGGGACAUUUGGCCAAAAGUUUUGCACUGCAAGAGUCGCCCAAAGCGUUGGGCGCCUAUGGGUUCCGUCUGAAGCAACAAAGCAUUGAUUUGCAACAGAAAUACAAUAUGUAUAACAAAAAAGUUAAACACAAUUUCGAGAGGACUGGCGGUGCGGACGGCUUUCAACCCGACGGCGAUUACCAGAGCAGUGGUGGCGCCGCCGAUGGAGAACCGGCCCAUAAAAGGCCAAAAUAUAGGCAAAUGCCAACUGAGAUGCGGACGAGUGAAUACGGCGGACAACUGGUCACUAAACCAAUGACCAAAAAGCGUUCAAAAAAGAGAUAA